Messenger RNA from Diutina rugosa, 654 nucleotides. It is a transcript of the gene SLD5, whose product is annotated as DNA replication protein. Lineage: Eukaryota; Fungi; Ascomycota; Pichiomycetes; Serinales; Debaryomycetaceae. Gene Ontology annotation, biological process: DNA-templated DNA replication; double-strand break repair via break-induced replication. Bases 1 to 654 code for a protein of 217 amino acids. The record is from RefSeq and is a predicted model, not a curated record. Gene Ontology annotation, cellular component: GINS complex. The transcript has a single exon.
AUGGAGUAUGGCGACAUCAUCGCUGAGUUUUCCGGGGCCGGCGCCACCACCACCGAGUCUUUGCAGGCACAGCUAGUGCGAUGUAUGGUGAACGAGCGGAUGGCGCCCGAGGUGCUCCCGUUCGCUACCGAUGUGAUGGCGCGGGCGCUUCUGGGGCUAGAACGCCAGCAGCAGUGGUUGCUCGACUGCCACGAGCUCGAGCUGACCGACUUGGACUUCAAGCUCCAGCUCAUGGUGGCGGAGACCGAGAUCGAGCGCCUCAACUACUUGGUGCGGGUAUACUUGCGGACACGGUUGGCCAAGCUCGACCGGUUCACCGCGUUCUACUUGAGGGACCAGCAGCUGGUGCUCAGUGAAGACGAGGUCGACUACGUCACGCGCCACUUCCGCAUGCUCAAUCGGUUGUAUACAGAGAGCUUUCUCAAGCGAAUGCCGGCGGAGCUUGCGCUUUUGGACGAUAAUAAAGGUGGCGAGCAAAUGGUCGAGACUCCCGAUUUGGACCAGCCGGUGUUUUUCCAGUACGUGGGCACGGUGCUGGUAGAGUUAGAGCUUGGUGGCGAAGAUGUUUUGGAAUUACACCAAGGAGGCAUCUACGUCGCCCGCUACGCUGCGAUUAAACCAUACCUUGAAACUAAUGAUGUCAUCCUAAUAUGA